Jaculus jaculus (lesser Egyptian jerboa) is the source of this 2917-nucleotide messenger RNA. RefSeq names its product monooxygenase DBH like 1 (gene Moxd1). The record is from RefSeq and is a predicted model, not a curated record. Lineage: Eukaryota; Metazoa; Chordata; Mammalia; Rodentia; Dipodidae. Gene Ontology annotation, biological process: octopamine biosynthetic process; norepinephrine biosynthetic process; dopamine catabolic process. Bases 38 to 1858 code for a protein of 606 amino acids. Gene Ontology annotation, molecular function: dopamine beta-monooxygenase activity; copper ion binding. The transcript has 12 exons. Gene Ontology annotation, cellular component: secretory granule membrane.
GAGCCCAGGUGCCGGCGGCGGGCAGGAGGCGCCCAGGAUGUCCCUCUGGCCUCUGCUCUUGCUGUGGGCGCUGGUCCCCGCGACGACAUGCGGUCCCAGCCGGUCCUACCCGCACCACACGGUGCUGGACCCCGAGGGCGGGUACCGGCUGCGCUGGGGCCGGCAGGGCAGCCAGCUCGCUUUCCGCCUCGAGGUGCGCACCGCCGGCUACGUGGGCUUCGGCUUCUCGCCCGCGGGGACCAUGGCCGCGGCCGACAUCGUCGUGGCCGGGGUGGACCGCGGGCGCCCCUACCUCCAGGACUAUUUUACAAAUGCAAAUAAAGUGUUGGAAAAAGAUACCCAGCAAGAUUACCAUUUAGAAUAUGCCAUGGAAAAUAGCACACACACAAUAAUUGAAUUUACCAGAGAACUGCACACAUGUGACAUCAAUGAUAAGAGUAUCACGGAUAGCACGGUGAGAGUGAUUUGGGCCUACCACCAUGAAGAUGUGGGGGAAGCUGGUCCCAAGUACCAUGAGUCCAAUCGGGGCACAAGGAGUCUGCGGUUAUUGAACCCUGAGAAAGCCAAAGUGUUAUCUUCAGCCUUACCAUACUUCGACCUGGUAAAUCAAGACGUCCUCAUCCCAAACAAAGGUACAACGUACUGGUGCCAAAUGUUUAAGAUUCCUGUGUUCCAAGAGAAGCAUCAUGUAAUAAAGGUUGAGCCAGUGAUUCACAGGGGCCACGAGAGCCUGGUCCACCACAUCCUGCUCUACCAGUGCAGCAGCUCCUUCAACGACAGCGUUUUGGAUUAUGGCCAUGAGUGCUACCACCCAAACAUGCCAGAUGCCUUCCUCACCUGUGAGACCGUGAUUUUUGCCUGGGCCAUCGGUGGAGAGGGUUUUUCCUACCCACCUCAUGUUGGGUUAUCCCUCGGCACUCCGUUGGAUCCUCACUAUGUGCUUCUAGAACUCCAUUAUGACAAUCCCACACAUAAGAAAGGUUUGAUAGAUAGUUCUGGGCUGAGGUUUUACCAUACAACGGAUAUAAGGAAAUAUGAUGCUGGAGUGAUUGAGGCUGGCCUCUGGGUGAGCCUCUUCCACACCAUCCCCCCGGGGAUGUCUGAGUUCCGCUCUGAGGGCCACUGCACACUGGAGUGCCUAGAAGAGGCUCUGGAAGCUGAGAAGCCAAGCGGCAUCCACGUGUUUGCUGUCCUGCUCCACGCUCACCUGGCUGGCAGAGGCAUCCGGCUGCGACAUUUUCGCAAGGGGGAGGAGAUGAAGCUGUUGGCUUAUGAUGAUGACUUUGAUUUCAAUUUCCAGGAGUUUCAGUAUCUGAGGGAAGAGCAAACCAUUUUACCAGGGGACAACCUAAUUACGGAGUGUCGCUACAACACAAAGGAUAGAGUUGGGAUGACUUGGGGAGGACUAAGCACCAGGAAUGAAAUGUGUCUCUCCUACCUUCUUUAUUACCCAAGAAUCAACCUCACCCGCUGUGCCAGCAUCCCGGAUAUCAUGGAGCAGCUGCAGUUCAUUGGCGUGAAGGAGAUCUACAGGCCUGUCACGACAUGGCCUUUCAUUAUCAAAAGCCCAAAACAGUACAGAAAUCUUUCUUUCAUGGAUGCGAUGAACAAGUUUAAGUGGACUAAAAAGGAAGGGCUGUCUUUCAAUAAGCUUGUCCUUGGCCUGCCGGUGAACGUGAGAUGUUCCAAGACUGACAAUGCAGAGUGGUCGAUUCAAGGGAUGACGGCAUUACCACCAGAGAUCAAACGACCCUACAAAGCAGAACCUGUGGUGUGUGGCACAUCAGCGUCCUCUCUCCUGCAGGGAACAAUUUCUCUGGUGUUGCUCACGUGUGCCCUCUGCUUGCCAGCGUGCUGAACACCCAGUGCUUGUGAUCAGCAGUACUUGGUGACCCAAGCUUCUGGGAUCUGAGCCUAUCAUUGAGAGCCCGUGUGAAAGACUGCGUCCACUUUGGGCUUGAAGAGAUGGCUGUGAAGAGUAUGGAGGCCUUCGUCAUAUACUCCUUUCCUCCCUGCCCUCUCCUUCCAGACACCUCAAAGAUGGCACCAGGCUUCUCAAUUUUUCCUCAGAAUUAUUUGAUGGUCUGUGGAGAUGGAUAAUAAAAUUUGUCCUUACUUAAUAAUGGUUAAAAAUUGGAUAAGGUUGACAGGAAACAAUUUUAAUUCUUUUUACAUUACGUGUUAUUUAAAUGCUCAUUGUUCAACUUGGUGUAUCUCUUGGUCAGAAUGCUUUUAUUUUUACCAUAUUAAAGAAACUAUUAUUCAGUUUUCGGUUCGUCUUCCUCCUCUGCUUCCUCCUUCUCCUCCUCCUUCUUUCUUCAGGUGUAAUUUUCCAAGUGUAACCCCAGUCCUGUCUUUAACUGUCUGUUUCUGACCUUCCCGUGACUUACUCAUGAAAGCCCCACCUCAGCGACGUCUCAUGCUCCUUAGUCUCCUCGCUCCCCUAAGUCUGUUGGAACCCAAACCCAUCUCAGGGUUUCCCCUCUUCUUUGCUCAGUACUUCCCAGUUGAACUUUGCCUGAAGCUUGAUCACUAACAAAAGAGAAAAUGAUUUUGAUAAGUGUAGACAUGAUUGUGGUGACUGGGGGCUAGGGAGAAAAUGGAACUGGCUGGCAACCUGGUGAGGGCCCCUGGGGGACCCCAGGUCCAAGCGGGCCCGUGAGCUGGCCCAGGAGAGGGCGAGUCAGUGUCGCCCCAUUUGGUGUUUCCCACUGGCUCAGUUUGAGUCAUGGUUGUUGUUACAGAUUUAUUUUUAUAUCAGUUAAUAAACUAACUUUCAAUAUAAAGUUGCCACCAAGUGAAAAAUCUCAUUCUUCUGUCUCUUUUUGUUAUAGUACAGCCAGAUUUUGUUUAUGUCCAGUUUUCAUUUUUAAGCUAAACCUGUUUGGCUCAUAUCAAUAAACUAAAUGAAAUUAAA